AAGUUUCAUGUGUUCAUAUCUCAACUUACUUUGCAGGAACACCAGUGCAAAUUCCUCAAGCAUGGGUCCAUCCAUCCCAGCCUGGAUCACUGACAACAACUCAACAAUUAAUAGAAGUUACUACACUGAAAGAUUACACUGUGUCACCAUUUACAAAGUCUUCAGUAUUCUUUCUGUCAUCAUUUGCAUGGUUGGGCUGGCAGGAAAUGCCAUAGUACUGUGGCUUCUGGGCUUCCAUGUGCACAGGAAUGCCUUCUCUGUCUAUGUCCUCAACCUUGCUAGGGCUGACUUCUACCUUUGCUUACAGACUGUGUUUUUCAUGGAAUCAGUUCUUCGUAUGUUCAAUGUCAGAAACUUUUAUCUUCCAUACUAUCUCUGUAAUAUAACAGUCAUUCCUUACCUUGCAGGUUUAUGUAUGAUUGCAGCCAUCAGUGUUGAGAGAUGCCUGUCUGUUUUGUGGCCCAUCUGGUAUCAAUGCCAACGACCAUGGCACAUGUCAUCUGUACUGUGUGCACUGUUCUGGGCCUUUUCUCUACUGUUAAGCUUCCUAUUAUGGAUUGGUUGCAGUUUACCGCUGAGACAUUAUGGAUAUUCUUUCUGUGAGAAUGCUGCUUUUACCAUUGUUGUACUUAUAAUUGUACUAUCCAUAGUUCCUUGUGGAUUCAACCUGGCCCUGUUGGUCAGCAUCUUCUGUGGCUCACAGAGGAUUCCUGUGACCAGGUUGUAUGUGACAAUUGCAGUCACAGUGCUGGUCUUCUUACUCUUUGGUCUGCCCUUCGGUAUCUAUUGGAUACUUCUCCUUUUGAAUGAGACAUUGCCUACAGUUUUCUCUUGCAAUAGCUACGAAAUUACAGCUUUCCUAUCCUGUGUUAACAGCUGCAACCCCAUCAUUUACUUCCUUGUUGGCUCCAUUAGGCAUUGCAGGUUCCAGAGGCAGACUCUGAAGAUGCUUCUGCAGAAAGCCAUGCAGGACACUCCUGAGGAAGAAGAUCGAGAAACUGGUUCUUCAGGAAAUGCUAGACAGCACGAAACAGCCUUGUGUAGUAGUUGA
Peromyscus californicus insignis is the source of this 1051-nucleotide messenger RNA. Its product is annotated as mas-related G-protein coupled receptor member B4-like. Lineage: Eukaryota; Metazoa; Chordata; Mammalia; Rodentia; Cricetidae. Gene Ontology annotation, molecular function: G protein-coupled receptor activity. The record is from RefSeq and is a predicted model, not a curated record. Gene Ontology annotation, biological process: G protein-coupled receptor signaling pathway. Gene Ontology annotation, cellular component: membrane.